Molecule: messenger RNA, 2502 nt
Organism: Etheostoma cragini (Arkansas darter)
Lineage: Eukaryota; Metazoa; Chordata; Actinopteri; Perciformes; Percidae
Gene: ssc4d
Product: scavenger receptor cysteine-rich domain-containing group B protein
Exons: 12
Coding region: 241-1992 (583 amino acids)
Cellular component (GO): membrane
Source: RefSeq, a predicted model, not a curated record
UGUAAUGCCUGUCACUGAAGCCAGGUAGUCGAGCAGGGUUAAGGACAUGAAAGACCUCAUCCAAGCAGCGCUGGAUACUCUGAGUUCGCUGCCUCCAUUCCUUCACAAACGUUCUGUUUUCUGUGACUUGUGGAAUUAAGCUGCCUACUAUUUGAGCUCUGAGGACAUUUUUUGUACUUUUUUUUGGUGGGGAUACUUUUUUUAUUGAAGGGGGAAGACAAACACUUUCACAACAGGCGGAUGGUGAGUCAGGCCGCCAUGCGAGGCCAGCGUGCUGUAGAGACCGAGUGUAGGUGCUGGAACCCAGUCGUCUGGCUGCUGGUGUCCCUGCUGGGAUUCCUCGUCUUGGUGGCUGUCAGUGUGCUGCUGCGACUUGGAGACAUGAAGAUAGAGAGACGGGCUGUCAACACGAAUGUCAUUCAAAGCCCCAUGAGAACACAGUACCCAGUACAACUGGUGAAUGGCCGUAACAGGUGUGAGGGCCGAGUGGAGGUGUUCUACAACGAUUCAUGGGGCACCGUGUGUGACGACGACUGGGACAUGGUGGACGCCAACGUGGUGUGUCGGCAGCUGGGCUGCGGGGUGGCGGUGGCGGUGGGGAGCAGCUCUCAGUUUGGACAAGGCUCAGGGCUCAUCUUGCUGGACAACGUGGACUGCAGAGGAAGUGAAGCAGACAUCAGCCAGUGUCGUACUCUGGACUGGGGUGUCCACAACUGUUACCACUAUGAGGAUGUGGGGGUUACCUGCAAAGAGCCAGCGAUGGUGGGGGCAAAAGGUUUUGUGGAUCCCAUCACACCCCCUGUGCCGAACUCAGGUUUACGAGAUGGCACCAUCCGUCUAGUGAAUGGACAGAACGCCUGCCAGGGCCGGGUAGAGAUAUACUACCAGGGAGGCUGGGGGACAGUGUGCGAUGAUGACUGGGUCUUCAACGAUGCCCGGGUGGUGUGCCAACAGAUUGGCUGCGGUAGCGCCAUCUCUGCACACACCAACUCCUACUUUGGCUACGGAACGGGACAGAUUCUCCUAGACAACGUCAACUGCUACGGCACUGAACUGGAGCUGGCGAAAUGCAAAAGCCUGGGCUGGGGCAAACACAACUGUGGCCAUCAUGAAGACGCCGGGGUCACCUGCACUGGAUCCACCACUGUACCUCCUGUGGCAACAGAAAAUAAGCGAGCUCUCUGGCCAACAUUUAACACUGAAGCGACAGCAAUGGUUCCAGUCACCACGUUACCAACUACAACAACUAUUACCACAACUUCCACAACAAAAGGCACACCAUCCAUUCGUGUUGUGAAUGGCAACGGUAGCUGCCAGGGUCGUGUAGAGGUGCUCUACAAAAAUAUUUGGGGGACGGUGUGUGAUGAUGACUGGGACAUGGCCAAUGCAAGAGUGGUGUGCAGGCAGCUAGGAUGUGGCCCAGCUCUUGAUGCUACGGCCCUGGCCUACUUCGGCUACGGUACGGGUCCCAUCCUGCUGGACAAUGUGGAUUGCAGUGGUUCCGAGCUGGAGCUGUCCAAGUGCUUCAACCUGGGCUGGGGUCAACACAACUGUGGCCAUCAUGAGGAUGCUGGGGUUAUCUGUGCACCUUUUGAAUUGUUAACGCUAAACGGACGUGGCUUUGGAAUGACAGAGAGCAUACCUGCCACCACCACCACCACACAACCACGUGAGGGAACGGUGAGACUGGUGGGUGGCCUGCACCGAUGCGAGGGUCGGUUGGAAAUGUACUCAAAUUCUGGAUGGGGCACAGUGUGUGAUGAUGCUUGGGACCUCCCGGACGCUCGGGUUGUGUGUCGCCAGCUGGGCUGUGGAGAGGCCACGGCGGCUCGGGGAGAAGCGUUCUUCGGGCCCGGCACAGGAACAAUCCUGCUGGACAAUCUCAAGUGCAGCGGUGCCGAGGCUUCCCUGCAGGAGUGCUCCCAUAUACCCUGGAAUGUGCACAACUGUGACCACUCUGAAGAUGCUGGCGUCACCUGCUCUCUGUCGUGAUUUCAGCAGAACCACACUCCCAUCGCCACCAUGGGUAGGAAGUGGGCGAACCAACUGGGACUUGUAUGCAUUAUGUAAAUAAUAGCUCUCACCUUGCUGAAGGAAUACUCCACCACCACAACAUACAAAAUAACUAAUAUGACAAUAUACUAUAAACUAUCUAUUAAGCACUUUAUAAAUAAAUAAAUAUUAAAUACAAUGUACAUGUUUUUUUUUAUUAAGACAAACAACAAUUUUAACUGUCACUCCUUUUUGCCCCUAAAAAGUUGAAAUAUUCACUGUACAUGUGGUUUUUUGACAAUAAGUAAGGAAUACUGGAUGAAAUCCAACAAUUAUUAUUGUGUAGAUAAAGGUAGACAGGUUUGUGUCUUCAGUUGCAAAACUGCCCAGAUAUGUAUGAUAAAACAAAUUCUAAACUACAAACCAAAGGAGUGCAACGUAGCAGAAACAUCCUUAAGUAAAUGCGUUAUAUAUGAACAUGUGAAUACACAGCAUCUCUCCAUCUACAAC